Molecule: messenger RNA, 1179 nt
Organism: Ochlerotatus camptorhynchus
Lineage: Eukaryota; Metazoa; Arthropoda; Insecta; Diptera; Culicidae
Exons: 2
Coding region: 1-1179 (392 amino acids)
Biological process (GO): DNA integration
Molecular function (GO): nucleic acid binding
Source: RefSeq, a predicted model, not a curated record
AUGGGUCUCCUCCCGUCUGCACGUCUGUCACCGAGUGUUCGCCCGUUCACCUAUAUUGGCGUCGACUACUUUGGGCCUAUUCUGGUGAAGGUAGGUCGAUCGUCAGUGAAACGAUGGAUCUGCCUGAUUACGUGCCUAACAAUACGUGCAGUGCACGUGGAAGUGGCUUUUGAUCUAUCAACAAAGUCAUGCAUAGCCUGCUUACGCCGUUUUGUCUGCCGAAGGGGAGCACCACUCGAAAUAUACUCCGACAAUGGACGGAACUUUUCCGGAGCAGAUCGGGUGUUGCGGGAUCAAAUCCAGCGUAUCGAACAGGACGCAGCGACAACAUUUACCAACGCGGAAACGAAGUGGUUGUUCAUUCCACCUUCCGCGCCACAUAUGGGAGGAUCGUGGGAGCGUAUGGUACGCUCCAUCAAGAACACGAUGACUAAUCUACCCCAGGAUCCGAAGCUCGAUGACGAUGGACUACAAACGUUAGUUGUUGAAGCCGAAGCGAUCGUCAAUUCGCGACCACUCACAUAUCUACCACUAGAUUCUGCGGAGCAAGAAGCGCUGACCCCAAACCACUUCAUCAUGGGCAGUUCAACUGGUGUCAAACAACCGGCGAUGAAAAUUGCGGAAACAGCAGAAACUAUCCGAGUGUCUUGGGACUUGAUUCAGCAGCGCAUCGACUAUUUCUGGAAGCGGUGGAUUAUGGAGUAUCUGCCAACACUAACGAGGCGUACCAAGUGGUUUGGUGAGACAAAACCGGUUGAAUGUGGAGAUUUGGUGAUCGUGAUUGACGAAACCAGAAGGAAUGGAUGGGUACGUGGACGUGUUCUGGAGGUGACAAAAGGCCGAGAUGGCAGAGUUAGGCAGGCGAUGGUUCAAACACCUGGUGGAUUGUUCCGGCGACCGGUCUCCAAAUUGACUGUGCUGGACGUAGCUGAACGUAAGAGCAAGGACCGGCAGAGGCUGCAUACGUACGAACUGCAGAAGGCUCCAAAUCGUGACGAACGGCAAAAUAGGGUGGGAAAGUCACUGACCCUGAAACUGUACACCCAGAUGCUGACGAAGCCUCAUUGUCUCAUCAUGGAUGAUAAGACUUACGUUAAGGCGGACCUCCGGCAGCUUCCGGGGCUACUGUUCUUCACCGCCCAGCACAAGUUUGAUAUUCCGCAGGAAGUAAGGAAGUAG